Apodemus sylvaticus (European woodmouse) is the source of this 1991-nucleotide messenger RNA. RefSeq names its product zinc finger protein 54-like. Lineage: Eukaryota; Metazoa; Chordata; Mammalia; Rodentia; Muridae. The record is from RefSeq and is a predicted model, not a curated record. Gene Ontology annotation, biological process: negative regulation of transcription by RNA polymerase II. Gene Ontology annotation, molecular function: DNA-binding transcription repressor activity, RNA polymerase II-specific.
GAGAAGAACUGAUCCUAGGAGGCAAUAACAGUUUACUGCCUGCAUGUGAGGCACGCUGUCCUUCUCCAUGAACUUCACUGAGCAGUACUGGAAUUAUGAACAAUUGGGAGCCACACUUUGAAUCAUCAGAAUGUAACCUGGGUCUCUGCAAGAAGAAACAGGCCCUCAUAAACAUUGAGGGUUUAGUGACAUUCCAGGAUAUGGCUGUAAACUUCUCUGAGGAGGAAUGGGAAUAUCUGGACUCUGUUCAGAGGACUUUGUACAUUGAUGUGAUGUUGGAAAAUUACACCAACCUGGUCUCUGUUGAGAACUACUACAUAUGUGAUACUGUGCAUCAACAUGUGAAGACUGAAAAGGAGUCUUGUCAGUGUAAUGAGCUUGGAAAAAUGCUUCAUGAACCCUCCAACUGUGUACUUUAUAAAAGAAGUGACACUACAGAAACCUCUAAUAACGACAGACACUAUAAGAACAAGGAUGCGUCUCUUGACUCAUCAAACCCAGAUAGACACAAAAGUAUGCACACUGGAGAAGAACCUUGCCAGUCUAAAGACUAUGUGAAAUCUUUCAAUUUGUGUUCCAACAUUAGCCAAGAUCAAAGACUCUAUACUGCAAGGAAAGAACAGAAGCAUGAUAAAUAUGAUGACCAUUUCAUCUCUAUACACAGUCUCAUGCAACAAACAAUCUACAUUACAGAGAAACCAUAUCAGUGUGGACACUGCAGUAAAUACUUCAGUACUGCCUCAAGCUUCAGCAUACACAAGAGAAUUCAUACUGGAGAAAAACCCUACAAGUGCAAUGUCUGUGAAAAAUCCUUUAACAAGUGCACAAAUCUUAAAACACAUCAAAGGCUUCAUACUGGAGAGAAACCUUACAAAUGCAAAGAAUGCGAAAAGUCAUUUGUGCAGCUAACUGCACUUAAAAGCCAUCAGAGAAGGCAUACUGGAGAGAAGCCUUACAAAUGUACGGAGUGUGACAGAUCCUUUGCUCAUUGUGCAUCAUUAAGAUGGCACCAGAAAAUUCAUUCACCUGCGGCACACUAUGAAUGCAAAGAAUGUGGUAAGUCCUUUUCUGAAUUAUCACGUCUUAAAAGGCAUUGCAGAAUCCACACUGGUGAAAAGCCUUACAAAUGUGAGGUAUGUGACAAAUCUUUUACUAUAAAUUCAACUCUUAAAACUCAUCAGAAAAUUCAUACUGGAGAGAAACCUUACAAAUGUAGGGAAUGUGAUAAAUGUUUUACCAAGAGCUCACAUCUUCAAAGACAUCAGAGUGAUCAUAACCAAGAGAGGCCUUACAAAUGUAAAGAAUGUGGGAAAUCUUUUACUAAGUGCUCAAGUGUUCAAACACAUCAGAAAGCUGGUAAUAUAGAGAAACCUUACACAUGUAUGGAAUGUAACAAAUCCUUUACCCGGGUCUCACAUCUUAGAACACAUCAGCGAGUUCACACUGGAGAGAGACCUUAUAGAUGUAAGGAAUGUGACAAAUCUUUUCGUGACAGCUCAACACUUAGUGUACAUCAGAAAAUACAUACUGGAAAGAAACCUUACAAAUGUUUGCAAUGUGGCAAAUCCUUUACCUGGCACACAAAUCUAAGAAGACAUCAGAGAAUUCAUACUGGAGAGAAACCUCAUAAGUGCAAAGAUUGUAAUAAGUGCUUUCUCUGGAUUUCUAGUCUUCGAGUACAUCAGAAAAUUCAUGAUGGAGAGAGACCUUAUAAAUGUAAGGAAUGUGACAAAUCUUUUAUCUGAUACUCAAAUCUUAGAGUCCAUCAGAAAAUUCAUACUGCAGAGAAACCUUACAAAUGUAUGGAAUGUGACAAAUCCUUUACAGUACAUCUUAGUACACAUCAGAGAGUUUAUACUGGAGAGAGACCUUACAAAUGUAUGUGACAAAUCUUUUGUGACAAAUAUGUUGUGACAAAUCUUUUACUAGAGCUUCAUGCCUUAGAGUACAUCAGAAAAUUCAUACUGGAGAGAAACCUUACAAAUGUAAGG